Molecule: messenger RNA, 1146 nt
Organism: Mizuhopecten yessoensis (Yesso scallop)
Lineage: Eukaryota; Metazoa; Mollusca; Bivalvia; Pectinida; Pectinidae
Product: ubiquitin-like-conjugating enzyme ATG10
Exons: 6
Coding region: 93-887 (264 amino acids)
Biological process (GO): protein modification by small protein conjugation; protein lipidation; macroautophagy
Cellular component (GO): intracellular anatomical structure
Molecular function (GO): Atg12 transferase activity
Source: RefSeq, a predicted model, not a curated record
GCUAUGUAAAGUUUAUAUUUUGUUCAAAUACAACCAUAAGAGGUGGCUAAAAACUACGUUUAAAUAUAUUUAAGGAGUUGCGCCUAUAGCACAUGAAUGAUACAUUGAUUGACCCCCAGAACGAACAAAAUCCGCUGUUCAUUGCACCUCCCACGUACACCAUUCCUUACAUCAUGGCGGCAGGUUUGAUUUCUGAAGAUGAAUUCCUGAACUUUACCCAACAUUUCUUGUCUUUGAAUGUAAAGAAUCGAGAUACCUGGGAACUAAGGGAGUCUAUCUUUGACAAGAAGGAGGUUUACCUGUACAAGCGGGUCAGUGUUGUGGACAAACUUAGGAGUUGUGACCAAGUGUGUGGGUCAGUUCCUCCUGAUGGUGUCACCAAAACUCAUUCUCAACUUACAGAAGAUAGUGACGUUGUCACAACAGAGGAAGAGGAAGACAGUGCCUGCCUUGGAUCAGGGGCAGACAACCCUAGCAGUGAGAUUUCCACCACUGACACCACAGUCCCUGUCCACCUAGUGUAUGAGUACCACAUCGUUUACAGCCGCAGUUACAAUGUUCCUGUCCUUUACUUCAACGUGUAUAAACCAGAUGGCAGUAUGAUGAGCCUAACAGAGGUGUGGGAUCGUGUUCCGGGGGUGUAUCGGGAUCGACUGCAACAGGACAGAUGGACCUUCCUCACACAACAGGAACAUCCGAUCCUGGGGCGGCCAUACUUCCAGCUCCACCCCUGUCACACUGCCGACCUGAUGGAACAGGUGGUAGGUCUCUUUCCCCCAGGACAACACAGUAACUACAUUGUUUCCUGGCUGAGUGCUGUUGGGCCUGUGGUUGGCCUUGACCUACCUUUGAACUUUGCUCAAAUGACCAUGGAUGACCCGCCAUGAACCAGUGUUUUCAAGUGAUGCAGACUUGUUGUCAUUGAUGGCCGAGCUCAUGCAAUCAUCAACCAAUUACUAUAGUCGAGCUGUUACACUAAAUGGGCUUACACAUGCUGAUAAACAACAGCCAAUCAUUGCCUUGCUUUCAAAUAAUUAGGCAUGCCAAGAUAAUGAGUAGUUUUUAGUCCCCUACCGGGAAACCGGGGGGACUAUAGUUUUCCCCUCCGUCUGUCCGUGGGUCCGUCCAUCUGUCUGUCUGUGCGUC